Helobdella robusta is the source of this 858-nucleotide messenger RNA. RefSeq lists its product as hypothetical. The transcript is spliced from 6 exons. The record is from RefSeq and is a predicted model, not a curated record. Bases 1 to 858 code for a protein of 285 amino acids. NCBI's taxonomy places the organism in Eukaryota, Metazoa, Annelida, Clitellata, Rhynchobdellida, Glossiphoniidae.
AUGCAUCUGAUUUCUGCAUUCUUAUUAUUCACUUUUGUCUCUAAACAGUCAAGGCAAUCCGAUAAAAUCGCCGUCUGGAUAGGUUCUUCUGGAGAGGUAGUUGAGGUCUACGUGAGUUCUGUCAUGAAAGUUCUCAGUAGCACUAAAGUGUAUUUCAGUGCUGGCAAAACGUACACAAACGCCAGCAACGAAACCAUUGCCAUCCACAUCAUCGUUCCGGAAAGAAACCUGCCAGCUGGCCUCAGUGCUUGGUCCGAUGAUGUCAGCUAUCAAUCGAAACCAUCUUGGAGAUGCACGAACAAACUUCCAGCCUCUGCAACUCUGUGGUACGAGAUGGAUUAUAACGACAGCUCUUGGGAAAGAUGUCAGGUAAUUAAAGAUGGAUCGCACGGUUAUAAACUGCCAGUCUUCAACCUACCUGAAGAAGCAUUUUGGAUCACCACUGGUGACGAAACGGCUAUAGAGAUGUACUGUAGAUCAAAUUUGGACCCAUUAAAACCAUUGGUUGUUGAAGAGGUUGUCACCAAAAUGAUACCAGGAAUUGUCACGUACGAGUUUGGCUCAAGUUCAUUAGUGGUGGUCGUAGGUGUGUCCAUAGGGUACUACGUCUCCGUGGCCGUUGGGUUGUUUGUUAAGUGGAAGAUGAAAGGUAAUGAAGAUGAUGAGUAUGAUGAGGAAGACGAUGACGAUGAUGAAGAUGAUGACGAUGAUGAAGAUGAUCAUGAUCAUGACGACGAUGACGAUGAUGAUGACGAUGACGACGAUGAUGAUGAUAAUGACGGUGGUGAAGAAGAAAAGGAUGAUGUGGAUGAUUAUAAAGAUGAUAUGAUGAUCACGAUAACCUACUCAUCCCGAUAA